This is a messenger RNA of Calidris pugnax (ruff), 928 nucleotides long. RefSeq names its product heat shock protein 30-like. Lineage: Eukaryota; Metazoa; Chordata; Aves; Charadriiformes; Scolopacidae. Gene Ontology annotation, biological process: response to heat; protein refolding. The coding region runs from base 233 to 793 and encodes 186 amino acids. The transcript has a single exon. The record is from RefSeq and is a predicted model, not a curated record. Gene Ontology annotation, molecular function: protein folding chaperone.
CGACGUCAGCGGCGCCUCGCCUCACGGGUGAGUAAUAAGAAUGCGCUGGAACGGGCUGGAAAGAGCUGAACUCUUCUCCCGGGGAUGACGUGAUGUUCGGGACGAAGCCACUCCUCCCGGGAAGGGGAAUAAAAGCCACGGGCGGCAGCAGCGGGACAGAUCGCUCCGAGUAGAGAACGGAGAGAAAAGAGCAGCAGCAGCAGCAGCAGCAGCAGCAGCAGCAGCAGCAAAGAUGCUUUGCCGGAUGCACCUCGCACCCUUCGCCUCCAGCUCCCUGGCCACCCGUCUGGGCACGGUGAGGACCCUCUGGCCUCACGCAGAGACCAUCUUCACCGAGCUGCAGCAGGAGAUGGAGAAAGCUCGGGAGUUCAUGAGCAGCUUCGAGCAGCUCCUGACCAGCCAAGGAGCCACCGCCAUGGAGCAAGCCCCGAACACCAGCGCGGCCCUGACCCAAAGCUCCGGAGAAGGCUUCUCCAUCUGCCAGGACGUGAAGAACUUCACUCCCGAGCAGCUGUCGGUGAAGGUGGUGGGCAGGAAGGUGGUGCUGGUGGGGCAGAAGGAGACGCAGAACGUGGAUGACAAGGGCUCCUUCUCCUACAAGUACGAGGUGCUGAAGAGGGAGUGGGACGUGCCCGAGGAGGUGGACGCCGAGGCUCUGACGUGCUCCCUGUCCAAGGAGGGGCAGCUGCGCAUCGAAGCCCCCCGGCUGGCCCUGCCGGCCGCCCCCGAGAGGAACGUGCCCAUCCAGGUCAGCUCUGCAGCCCCCGAGGACGCAGCCACCAAGAAAGCCUGAGUGCAACGGGAAGGAAACCGAAGACCUGCGGCAGGACCGGAGCAGACAGCAGCACGUCUCGGGAUGUAGCCCAGACAAGCUCCAUCAGCAAUGAUGUCAUUUUUUUGUUUUUCAAUAUACUGGAAUGGUUUUGUA